Molecule: messenger RNA, 2110 nt
Organism: Ipomoea nil (Japanese morning glory)
Lineage: Eukaryota; Viridiplantae; Streptophyta; Magnoliopsida; Solanales; Convolvulaceae
Exons: 6
Coding region: 99-1763 (554 amino acids)
Biological process (GO): chromatin remodeling
Cellular component (GO): Ino80 complex
Source: RefSeq, a predicted model, not a curated record
GUUUUGAAGUUGAUGAUGUAGCCGGGAAUUGGAAUUGUCAUUUACUUAAGCUUUAGGCUUUAUUGACACAUGAGCGUAACUAUUUGUGGUUAGUCUUCAUGGAUGAAUUUGGCAGUACUCAAAUUGAAGUUCCUGCAUCUAGUACAAGGAAGAGGAGGAGCAGCAUUCCUCGGCGACCUAGGCCUGAUAUACAGCUGUUUCCUGGAAGUUAUGAUCCAUCACCCUUGCCAUCAACUCCAGUUUCAAAUGAUGUUGGCAGGAUCUCCAGUGAUGAAACUGAUGGCGAUGUUAAUUCUGGAGGGAAGAUUUUCAGCCUUACCCAGUGUAUAUCAAGGGGCUCUCCUGCUACUAUACCUGAAAGUGAAAACCCAAAUAAGAAGAUUAAGGAUGAUCUAGGAUCUAGAGUGUCCUAUGGCAAUGGUGGACUAGGAGAUGAUACACACCACCAGAGGAGCCCUACCAGACAGUUGGGAACAAUUCGUAAUGGUGUCGGAAAUGACAACAAACUUAAGAAAGUUAAACUGAAGGUUGGUGGGGUGACGCGUACUAUUCAAGCCAAAAAUGGUUCCCAUGGUGCAUCUGGUAGUGGAUCUUCUACAAAGAGUUCUCGACCUUCGGAUGCCUCUCGGUCACGACAGAAACUUACCCUUCAGUCUCAGGACAAUUCAGGAGAGAGCCAUUCUCCUUCAGAUAAGAAAAUCCCUUUGCAAGGAAAUCCAUUGAAAGAUUUCCCCAGGGGUUUUGAUUCCUGCAAGGAGAGUAACAGGAAGAUGCCGCCCAAGAAUGCUGUUGAGAAGCAAACUGAAAAGUCAGAUUCAGUCCGAAAGAGCAAGAGGGUCCCAAAAAGGCGUGUUUUGGAUGGGGCAUUUGAUGAGGAUGAUGAAGAUGAUGAGAUCCGUUAUUUGGAAAAGCUUAAGACAUCGAAGGUUGCUGGCAUUAGAGAUUUUGAGGAGGAAUCUGCCCAUAAACAUCGGAGUAUCGCUAGGGUUUCUAAGGGGGUGAAGUAUGAAAGUGUUGAAGAGGUUGGAAGGUCAGUCAAAGAUGGUAAGAAGAGAUCAGAUGGUAAAGGUUCCGAGGACACUGACUAUGAAGAGGAGGAAGAAUUGCUGUCUGAUGGUGAACCUGAAGGUAAAAAGAAACAGAAACAAAGAAGGGACUCACCUGAUACACAGACGGAAACUAAGAGGGAAGUAACUCUUACAACACGCCAACGGGCUCUUCUCUCAAGCAAGGAAGCAUCUGCAUCUGGUGUGAGCCAGGUUGAGUUCCCUAAUGGUUUACCGCCACCUCCAUCUCGAAAACAAAAAGAGAAACUCACUGAAGUGGAGCAGCAACUGAAGAAAGCUGAGGCUGCUCAGAGGCGUAGAAUGCAAAAUGAGAAGGCAGCUCGAGAAUCAGAGGCUGAAGCAAUUAGAAAAAUACUUGGUCAAGAUUCGAAUAGAAAGAAGAAAGAAGAUAAAAUAAAGAAGCGCCAAGAAGAGUUGGCCCAGGAGAGGGCUGCUAAAGAUCAAAUGCUUGCAUCUGACACCAUCAGAAUUGUCAUGACCCCUACAGGGACAGUUGUGACAUUUCCCAUGGAGAUGGGUUUACCCUCUAUAUUUGAUCCCAAACCCUGCAGUUAUCCACCCCCUCGAGAAAAAUGUGCUGGCCCUUCCUGUUCGAACCCUUACAAAUAUCGUGAUUCCAAGUCAAAUCUUCCUCUCUGCAGUCUCAAGUGCUACAAGGCUAUUCAUGCCAAGAUGGAUGCUGAAAAGGUGUGCUAACACUGUGGCGCAUUGUCCUUUCCCUCACAAUCUUGGUGUUACUGCAUAUACAUGUUUAUUUGAUGGAUACUAAUGUGAAUAUUUCACAUUUGCAUAACAUAGAGAGAAUAUAGAGGAAUGGGAUUCUCCAGCACUUAAAAUGCAGAGCUGGGAAUAAGAUCUACUGGAACAACUUUUUGUAUUUACAAGUAUAUGACCUAUUUUUUACUUUCCCCUUAAAAAAAAAAAAAAUCACCAGUCAGACUGAGUUAAUCUGAAUAGUGAUUUUAUGUUUUAGCUGUUCCUUGCUGAUUGUUACUCGGCCUCCCUAUGGUUAUGCAUUUCUUGGAUGAUAGGUUGUGUUGCUC